Molecule: messenger RNA, 1479 nt
Organism: Pimephales promelas (fathead minnow)
Lineage: Eukaryota; Metazoa; Chordata; Actinopteri; Cypriniformes; Leuciscidae
Biological process (GO): regulation of DNA-templated transcription
Molecular function (GO): DNA-binding transcription factor activity, RNA polymerase II-specific; RNA polymerase II cis-regulatory region sequence-specific DNA binding
Source: RefSeq, a predicted model, not a curated record
GUUGCUGUGACGUCAUACGGCUGCGCCGCGCUACGCUGCGUCUGUUAUGAAUCUGCUGAAGAAGAAAGGAAAACUCCUGGAGAAACAUCAGAGAUCCACGUAAUGAUGGCGUUGAUUAAACAGGAGAGUGAAGACAUAAAGAUCACUGAAGUGUACAGCUUGAAACCCAAAGAUGUUGAGCAACAAACAGACGUGAUGCAUCUGAAAGAGGAGAGUCCAGAACUGGAGGUUAACAAAGUGAAAAAUCAGCAGGAGAAAGAUCCUGAUUUCAAAACUGGAGAAAAGCCUGUUAGUCGCUCAAUUACAAAGUCCUCACAAAAAAGAGCCGUGAAGACAAAAAUUACAAGUGAUUUCCCCUGUCAACAGUGUGGAAAAAGUUUUACUCGAAAAUCAAACCUUGAAGGCCACAUGAGAAUCCACACCGGAGAGAAGCCGUUCAAAUGCCGACAUUGUAAAAAGUGUUUCGGUCAAAAACGAAACCUUGAAGUCCACGUGAGAGUUCACACGGGAGAAAAGCCGUUCACAUGCGGACAGUGUGGAAACGGUUUCGCUCAAAAAUCAAGCCUCAAUCUCCACAUGAGAGAUCACACUGGAGAGCGUCCAUUCACCUGCCCACAGUGUGGGAAACAAUUCACUCUAAAAGGGAACCUGAAUGUCCACAUGAAACGUCACACUGGAGAGAAGCCUUUCACCUGCGACCUGUGUGGCAAGAGCUUCACACUGAAAGGGAAUCUACAGAUUCACUUGAGUAUUCACUCCGGAGCGAAGCCGUUCAAAUGUGACCAGUGUGGGAAGAGUUUCUCACUAAAGGGAAAUCUACAGAUUCACAUGAGAAUUCACUCCGGAGUGAAGCCGUUCACAUGUGACCAGUGUGGGAAGAGUUUCAGGUCUAAACAAUCUCUUGAAACCCACAUGAGGAUUCACUCGAGAGAGAAAUGUCAUCAGUGUGGACGAAGCUUCACUGACAGCGACCAGCUGAAGAACCAUGUAAAAACACACAGCGGAGAGAAGCCUCACAUGUGCCUUCACUGUGGAGUGACAUGCUUAAGCGAUUCAAGCCUGCAGAGGCACAUAAGAGGUCACGCUAGAAAGAAGCCUUUUGCCUGUCCUCAGUGUGACGCGAGUUUCACAAAUCAAAGAGACUUGAAACAACACUCGCAAACUCAUUCUAGAAAGAAACCUACAGGGUCUAAGGCUGCCAAGAGGAAAAAAAGCAAUAUCUAAAAUCACCUGUAAAUUUUCUCUGGAGGAAAGUGAUUUAAUCUUGCUCAGGGUCGAAUAUUAUUUUAUUUUUUAAUUAUUUUUAGUCACGCUUGCAGAUACAGUUGGGUUGACAAUUCUAAAUUCCACCAGAAAAUUGUUGCAAAAUUAUUUAAUUGAUUGUUUAAUACAUCCGAAUUAAAAUGUUUGCUGUGAAAUGCCACAGUGUAAGUGGAGAUAAAGGGUAAAAAUGAAUAAAAUAAUGAACAUUGCACUGAA